UUGUGCCGUGAAGAGAAAAAAAAUUCGUAAUCGUACGUGAAAACAACACUUUAACUGUAAAAACUUUGAAGGUAGCAGCACAGAGAUGGAUGCUACAGCGCUCCUGAUGUUUUCAAGACAAGGUUACGCUGCAGUGGUUUUAGAUUGCCUCUUGUCACAGGGUGAUGAAGGGUCGACACCUAGUUCUGGAACAGAGAAGGAAAUAUUUCCAUGAAUUAUAAAUUUGUGACCUGUAAUCAUUGGCUCACCAGCCUGGAUUCCUGACUUCUAUGCCAAAACAUUUCUGAAAUGAAAGUGACACCAAAAAUAGUGGGAUAAAAAAAAACUUGUUACAUUUUAUUUUAAGCAAAACUUUUAUGCUGUUUCAAAAUACUUAUCUUCUUAAAGGAACCUUGAAAAGUGCAUAUUGAAGGAUAUCAGCCAUUUUUGUUGGUUUUCUGAAUAGUCUUGAGGAUCCUUAUGAAACCGCUAAUGCAGCCUUUUGUUAAAGGAUUAGUUACUCAUGUCAUACAUCCUUAAGGAGUUUGUAAUAUCUUUUUGUAGAAAUGUAGCGCUAGUCUGUUACUUGUUAGCCAACUGUUGUUCCUUUUACUUGAGUUUAUCCAUUACUGUUCUUGAAUGUAUGAAAAAUGUAAUUGCCUGAAAAUAAAAUUAGAAAAAAAUAAUUGCAAGCAAAUAAAUGACUGCCAAAAAAGUAUUUCUGUGUCUAUACACUGGUGUCGACAGAAUUAGAAUAUCGUUGCUAGUUUCUCACUGAAUUAACUCUUGAAACUAAAGAAUCCUUUUGUUAAGGCUCCAUCUAUAAAGAAUACAUCCUUACUAGUCGGAAAAACAGCAGAAAAAAAUAUUUUAGGCUUGUUAGAUUUUAUAAGAUUAGGUGUUUCAUUUCUCGAUUCAUAUUAAUUAUAACUGGUAGGUUAAAAUCAAGUUUCUGAAUCUUGGCUUCACCUACUACUUGUAUGUUUAAACUGAAAGGCAAGAUGGAAGCAUUGAAACAUAUCAAGUACCCAUAUAAUUAUGGUUGUGAAAUACUUAGUGUGUGUGUUUGUUUAAUUAAAGUAUUUGUGCAUGAUAACCCUAUUGAAGAUAUUUAUUAUAUUCUGGAAUGAUUGUAAAUGUGCAUAAAAUGAAGAAAUUAUAUCCAAAAUUUACUUUUUAUUUUGUCUUGUAAGCCAAACAAUGUGCGUAGGUUAUCAAAUUAUUAUGUGACAGUUCAGGUGGAAUUUGCAGGAUGGGAAGAUUGCAGCGUAAACGGAAGAGGAAAUGGAAGAAGGGUGUUGUCGAAGAUGGUGACAGCGUGUGCAGUAAGUUAGUUCAGUGGAUGGGUGAAAAGGAUUGUGCCCUGCCAGACAAUAUUCGGUGGGCAUACUUCAAUGACACUGGUAGGGGCCUGUUCUCUACCACGUACCUUCAAAAAGACAGCUUGCUCAUCAGGCUGCCGAAGCGUUUGUUGAUAACCGUUCACACGGUGCUGCAGUCGUGCAUUGGGAACUGGUUCUGCCGUGCGGAUCACAGCCAGGCUUUCAGCAACCAGCAAGUUCUCGCUGCAUUCAUUACUUGGGAAAGGCAUUUGGGGCACGAGUCCCGGUGGGAUGCUUACAUCAGAUCUCUUCCUAGAGAGUACACGACUCCACUGAUGCUGUCCGGGCGGGAGAAAGCAGCUCUCCCGACAUAUCUGCGUGAUGGGGUGCAUGUGCAGGAGCGGAUGGUCGUGGAGGCUUACAAGCAGUUGGUCUCCACAAUCGGAAAGCGCAGCUUGUGCGAGCAUUGCGGGAAAUCAUUGCUGGCAGAUGUGUUCAGUUUCCCAUCGUUCCAGUGGGCGUGGAACACCGUGAACACGCGAGCCGUGUACGUAAAGCCGACGACGAGUGCCGUCAAGCUCAGGGACGAAAACACGCUGGCACUCGCUCCAUUCCUGGACUUGUUCAACCACUCGUGUCUCACAAAUACGACAGUGGAGGAAACGGCCGAGGCGUACUGCCUAUUUAGCUCGGGCGAGUGGCAGCCCAACAGCCAGGUUUUCAUCAGCUACGGCCCACAUUCCAAUUGCAAGCUCUACUUGGAGUAUGGGUUCGUGGUCCGCAGCAACCCUCACGAUGUGGUCCCCGUAACUGCUGAGGAAGUAGACCAGGUUGUGAACAGCAUCUGUGAAGUAACUAGCAAAACAUUUUGUAAGGCAAGAAAUGAAUUGAUACAACAAAACAGGCUUACUGAAAAUUUGUGUUUUUCAAAUGAAGGUCCUUCAUUUACCUUGCAAGCAUACAUUUUUUUGAGAGCAGCAUGUGGUUUUGACAAAAAUUUAUUCCAACAAAAAAUAUUUGCAUAUGAAUUUACUGAAGUAGAAAGAGACAUAAUCAAUAAAAUCAUCCUGGGUCUACUUUGUGAUAAAAUUGAAGAUUAUCAGCAGCAAGUAAGCUCUAUGUCUCAACUGAGCCCAUGUUCUGAAAGUUUUGGGUUAGCUAGGACUUUAGUGAAAUAUCAUUUGGAACUGUUGGAGUGUAUCCAUAAAAAAUUAUUUAUGGUAAAAUAAAUUUUAUUAUGUCUGAGAAUAAUUUGUUUAGAAAAAAAAUAUUUUGAAAAUUUCUUUUUUUUAAUAUUUCAUAUUUUUCUAUGUGUGAUAACUGCAUAAAAAUUAAUAUUAUAAGAUUUUUUUUACUUUCCUUUGAGGAACUUGAAAUUCUGCUAAAGAAACAUACCAGAAACAUUACUCACUACAUCAAGGAAUUUUUUUCCAGCUGUCAGAAAGAUUCAGUGAAGAAGGUGGAGGUCAUUUCAAAAAUUAAGAUUUUCUUGAUCUUUUCUAACACAACCAUGACUUCCGUUUAGAUGUACCUAGCAUGGUUAAUUUUUUUCUGGCUCCAUGGAAAAUUUGUGUGAAGUGGUUGGUGGUACUGUCAUUUAGUUAAUGUACGGUUGCUUAAGAGAGACAAUGAGUGUAUAAAUUAUUUUUAGAAAAAAAAUUUUUAAUCAAUAUUA
Messenger RNA from Bacillus rossius redtenbacheri, 2976 nucleotides. Its product is annotated as SET domain-containing protein 4. Lineage: Eukaryota; Metazoa; Arthropoda; Insecta; Phasmatodea; Bacillidae. The transcript is spliced from 2 exons. The record is from RefSeq and is a predicted model, not a curated record. Gene Ontology annotation, molecular function: protein binding; protein-lysine N-methyltransferase activity. The coding region runs from base 1232 to 2530 and encodes 432 amino acids. Gene Ontology annotation, biological process: peptidyl-lysine monomethylation; peptidyl-lysine trimethylation.